This is a messenger RNA of Astrephomene gubernaculifera, 316 nucleotides long. Lineage: Eukaryota; Viridiplantae; Chlorophyta; Chlorophyceae; Chlamydomonadales; Astrephomenaceae. The record is from the annotation of a GenBank genome assembly.
CACUCCUCUGCUCCCUCCUUUUCCAAGACGGAUAUUCAUCGCCGGCUGGUGGAGGCCUUUGAGCAGCGCAGCAUUGGUCGCGGGCGCCACGGUAUCCGCCCCGAGGAGGUCGCCGCCAUGUCCGCUGCCCCCUCCCCGCCCGCCACCACCGGGUCCGCCCCCUCCCCGGCCCCCUGCUGCGUCACUACUGGUGGUGGGGCGCUGGCGGUGGCGGCAGCAGCAGCGGCGGCUGGUGACAUGCAGCAGCAGCCGCAGCAGCAAGAAGCAGCGGAGGAGGAGGGCAGUGGCGGGGCGGUGGGGGAUGACAAGUGGGGAG